UGUCUUCACGUGCACGAAUUUAAACCAACUUUGCACGCUUAUGUGCUGACGUCACAUCAACGGGUACCGGUAAGGCUGAAGUUCACAAGCCUUUCAACUGUCAUUGUUGCUAGCUGCUGCUGUGUAAAAAAAAGACGUGAAAACUUUAAAAAAACAUUGUUAGAGGUAAAAGCUAAGCGUAGAUACAAAUAGACGAAUAAAAGUCGAGUCGUAUGUAAGCAAACAACCGGUUGCAGCUUAGCGUGCAAAGUCACCCUUUCAGACCCGGUGACAGCUUCACGCUCCGCCCAGCAGUUGGAAGCGAGAGGAGGGAGGAUGUCGGAAUGACAAACUGCUGAUAGUGUGGAGUCAGACUGUACUCUGUGUUGUGUGCUCUGCUGCUCCACGUAGUUGAUCGUAUGUGGGUUUCACAUCGUUGAUGUGACCGUGUUUUGUUCAUUUAUGCUCGCGUGUCGUUCUACGGAACAGUUUAAUCGAUAGUGUUGGACAGUUUGUCGGGACAUUUACAGCGUAACUAACGGUUCAGGGACACAGACGCUUCGUGUCUUGUUUUUAAAGCCAUUAAACAUUCAAUGGGAAGACGACUAACUCUAAUUUUUGCUUUGUGGGUUUUUUAAAGUUUAUACUAACUGUGCCGAACUCAAGGUAGGUUAGUUGAUUUGAUUAGUUGUUAAACACUUCAUUCUACGAAGAGAGAAGCUUGUCACUGAACUUAUGUGAUGACUACAGGCUGUGGGCAAGAUUGAACUUCUUCAACCUUCAUCACCUCGCUGUCUUUUUUUUAACAGAAAGUGAAAGAUUAUCUUCAGUUUCUCAACAAGUAAUUUACAAGACAGCAAGUGGACUAUUUGGUGACACAACGCAGAGGCCAUGAACACGCUUUUAGCUGCAUAGUUCAGUUCUAAACAUUUCCAAACUUCUCCAUGCCUUUGUUGGCAUCUAAUGGAAGAAAAAGCAUCCAUUGGGCCUGCCAUGGUUUCCAGAUUACCCAAGUUUGGUGGGCGCCCCUCGACUAGUGGCACCAGCCCCCUGUGCAAUGGCUCAACACAGCCUGCCACACCUACCCAGGAUGGCAAGACCGCUACCCCAGGACCACGCCCAAAUGGUUUGAUCCGCCCCUCUCCAUUUUCACUGAAAUGGAAGAGAGAAGAAGGGAUAACUUCUUCUAGCCCCACAAUCCACAAUAGUCCUGGAGACGGAAAUGGAGACAAGGCUCAGUCACAGCCUCCCUCAUUAGCUAAGGAGGUAAAGAAUAGCUCUCCAGCAACGCCAAAGAUGCGCCGGUCAGGUACUCUGAUGGUGGCUGUCUCCAGCCCCAAAGCCAUACCCAAACAAUCCUCAAAGAUGAGUCCCAGAGUAGGGGCCAAGUUAGGUCAAAGCCCACUGAAUGGAGUUUCUAAGAUGGGCCUUAAUGGCCCCAGCAUUCCUGCUCGGACAGUGUCUGAGUCACGCCUUGUGCGACCAAUGCUGGGUUCCACUUCUCCUCGAAGCAUCUCUCAAGACAGCCUAUCCCAGUCCAAUGAGAGUUUGAAGAUCAUGACAAUAGAUAACAUGGUGCGUUCGAACAGCUUCACUCACUUCAAGCAGAUUCCCUCACCCACUGGUGAGCCUAUCACACGGUCUUUCUCUUUUAACCGUGCUGUGGAGCUUGCUAAACCUUUGGCCAACACCCAGCUCCGGCCCCCUAGGAGUAGUUUUCUCAAACCUCCACAGCUGAGCAAUGGAAGAGUUGGUUUGGGACUAAAUGGCAGCCUUGGAGGUUCAGGUUGUCUAAGGGUAGGGGUAGGCCAUCAAUACAGCAAAGCCCCUGCAGUGGCUUCCUCUCUGCCAAACCCCUCAGUCUCUCCAGCACCAGGUACUCCCCGGGCUCUGAAGAAGCCUCUGCUUCCCAAUUCUGUACUGAACAAGUCACUGGCUAGCACUGGGGGAUCUUUAGGUUACAGACUGGCUCAGUCAGGACAAGCCAAACAGCAAAUACCUCUUUUUCCAGACCAAGUCAAGCAGGAUGUCAGAUCUUCAGCUGCCCCUGAAUAUGAAGGGCUAUUAGGGAUAGCAGUGGACAGUGAACUGACUGAAGAUGCUGGAAAAGAAUGCACUUACUGUGACAGCGAUGAAAUCUCUAGGAAUGGAGUGGAAAUUGGUGGAGAAAGUGGUGUGCAGAACUGUGGCCAGACAGCAGGCGAGACCCUAGAGGACAUGUCUUUAUCUUCUGCCUCGUCACUAGACAGAGGGGACACCAGUGAGGAGUUUCUAGAUGACUUUGACAGUGUGGGAGAUGUGCUCAGUGAUGGCGACGUGCCUGAUAACAGAAAAUCUGACAGCUCUACCGAAACCCCCUUACACAACGUUGUCAAUGAGGCCGUUGACUGGGAAUCUGUGAAUCUAGCUGAACAUAAAGAAGAAAGCCCUAUGCAGGACUCCCAGGAAUCCUUGGUGUUGUCUCCAGAGCAGGGUGAUGUCCCCCAGACAUCGUCUGUGGAACUAUCACCCUCCAACAGCUCUGGUGGAACCUACAUGUGGGAUGAAGAGGGUCUUGAACCUAUUGGAAGGCAUGGAACUAACCCAUUAGACAGCUAUGAUGACUCAGAAUUCAAUAGCAUGGAUAUCCUAAACAACUUGGACCCUCCAGGAACUGAAGAUUUGGAUGAUGAUGACCUCAUGCUGGAUGUGGACCUCUCAGAGGAUGGCUUUCACGACUUUAACAGAAUGUCCCAUAAUGAGCUCCCGGAGCGGGCCAGUCGUCAGGGACAGCGGCGUAAACACCACCGCUAUAGUGGACCAGACCACUUCUACAACAAUAGCAGGGCUCAUAUCUUCCAGCAUUAUGGUGGACUGAAUGCCUCCAGGAUCUCAUCAGGGCCUGUCCAAUCUGAAGGCAGGCAGCAUGACCUCACACCAGUGCUGGAUGAAGUUGCACUCGAACACAUGACCCAGGACUGCACCUUACUCAAGAAUCAGCUGCUCAGACUUAAGACAUUACUACAGCUUGAGGAAACAGACUCUACAACAGAUGUUUCUGAGGAGACUGAAGACAGUACCACAGCAUCACAAUUGGAUGUCCUGCUUAAAGAAGUGCAGAUGCUUAGAGAAGAGCUGAGGAGCAGAGACAAGACCAUUGCUCAUCUCACAUCACAGUGUCAACAGCUACAACAACAGCAUCAGCAAGAACAAAAGCCAUAUCAAGGGCAACAGGUCAGGUAUCAGAGCCAACACCAGAGGGCUCCCUCUUCAUUAAGACAGAGUGAUAGGCAGAUGGACAAACGGACGCAGCACCACUAUGACAAGGCUACCCAGACAUACUGGAAACCACCAAGCCAUUCUCCUCAAAUACUACAGCCUUUCAACCUUUGUCUCAGCGAACACCUCCACCAGGGAAGGCUUGUAAAAACUCUCCCCAUCGAGGGCCCCAGUGAGGUCACAAUGAGUAGAUCUGAGGAAGCAACUCACGCAACUGAUGACCGUCCUCUUGAAGCUCUUGUGGCAGAUGUGUCGGGGGUAGAAGGCUCUGACAAGCUGAGUCAUCUACCCAGCACCAACCUGCACUGCCCAGGUUCUUGUGCUCCACAGGGGAUAACUGCCAGAGACUGUCCGGCAUCAGCAGCUCAGUCUGCAGCUCGGCGUGGAUGGAGAGCCCCUGCUGUGAUGCUGCAGAACUCUAUCACUCCAAGAUCUGCUGGUUUAACUCGCUCUCGCAUGCUGCAGCCUCCUUGCCUUCAUAAGCGUGUGUCUCUCCCUGCACCCAAGCCAGGGGGCACUGCUGGCUUUGCUUCUCUGAGGCCAGGGUGUUCCUUAGGGCCUCCGGGAAACCCGACCAAGCAGCUGCCACCUCCAUCCAGAGGCCUUCCUUGCUUUAACGCUGGACCCCAGCUGCAUACUCCAAAAUUGUGCCGUACUUCCCUCCUUCAGCCUCUGAGAACGUCAGAGCCUAAAAGAGAUCCAUGGUACACCAGAUCCAGUUCCCUGGAGGAGCCAAACCAGCGGACACUCAAAGACCUUGGUUCAAUUAAGACCAUGAACCCGUUAAGUCGCUCAUGCCUCCCAAAGCCAAAGAUUCCCUAAGGAGCUUAAAUCUGCCCAUCAAAACUAAAAACUGGAAUCACUUUAUCUUCCUAGUCAUAAUGACAGUAGGAUUGUUUCAUCUAUUGAGUGUCAUAGAAACAAACAUGAGCUCACUACCCCUUUUGGACUAUUCAGCGAUUGCCUGUCAGUGACAUUGGUACUCUGAUGGCUGUACAGUAAUGUUUCUAAUUUGGCUGCCACAACUUGUACAUAUACUACAAUUUAUAAUUGAUAUAAAUGUAGUGUGUCACAGGAACGUAUCAUCCCAACAGCCCACAUUAAAUUAUGACAGUUUUCAGAUUGAGGGGAUUUUAUGGAUGACAAGUCCAGUUUAUUAGCUUUGCACAUGUACAUGAAUCCUGCAGAUGGAAGGAAAGAGUGUUACUGCUCAAAAUAAUAUAUAUAUUUUUUUUGUAACACUCAGGUGACUAAAGUCAGAUUUGAAAGUCUAAGAUUGCUCGUGCUCAGGCAGCUUUGCCCUCAGACACACAGGUGCAUUUGAUUUUAAAGAUGAUGUGAUUGUGACCUCUGCUGUGUAUACAGAGAGCCCAGGGGAAAAUGGAAGCAAAAACAAAGGUGAGAACGAAAAGGGGUAGAAAACAGUGAAAGUGAAAUGGCGGUGAGUCCAAAAAGCUAAUCUUCAAAGCACUCUGGUGCUUCGCACUUCCAGAAUGAAAAUAUGUGCAUGUGAUAAAGUGUGUGUGUCCAGGUGUGAAUGUAUGAAAGUAAGUGACAUGGUUUUGAAGAAAAGGGAAAACAGCUCCAUAGUUUAGAUUCACACAUUCUCAGCCAAGUUUACUACAAUGCUUACACGCUACAAAUUGCACAUAUUAGGUCAGCCACCUGUUAAAUAGUAAAACUUUAGGAUUACUUGGUGAAUUUUAAGAUAGAAAUAACUGAAGAGCAAAAGAAUGUAUAAUGAAAAAGGAAACGUAAAAAAAAAACAAAACAAACUUUUGAUAUCAGUCAUACAAUCCUUAUUAUAGACAAAUAAAAAGGAAAAAAGUUUUAAAUUUCAUUUAAAGAAGAUAUAAUAUAUCAAUAACUGCGUGUCUCAGUGUGUGUAGAAGGUAGAAACCCACAAAAUAAUACAAUUUCUUUCAUUUUUGUUCUUCAGAGAUGACAAAGUAUGGCUGAACAAGCCAUUUGUGACAUCUUCAGGGAACAAUGCUGCUAAUUGUGGCAACAUGG
Melanotaenia boesemani (Boeseman's rainbowfish) is the source of this 5250-nucleotide messenger RNA. It is a transcript of the gene ccser2a, whose product is annotated as coiled-coil serine-rich protein 2a. Gene Ontology annotation, molecular function: microtubule binding. NCBI's taxonomy places the organism in Eukaryota, Metazoa, Chordata, Actinopteri, Atheriniformes, Melanotaeniidae. Gene Ontology annotation, biological process: microtubule bundle formation. The transcript has 10 exons. The record is from RefSeq and is a predicted model, not a curated record. Gene Ontology annotation, cellular component: microtubule cytoskeleton. The coding region runs from base 943 to 4059 and encodes 1038 amino acids.